Colletotrichum paranaense is the source of this 354-nucleotide messenger RNA. RefSeq lists its product as uncharacterized. Lineage: Eukaryota; Fungi; Ascomycota; Sordariomycetes; Glomerellales; Glomerellaceae. The transcript has a single exon. Bases 1 to 354 code for a protein of 117 amino acids. The record is from RefSeq and is a predicted model, not a curated record.
AUGUCUCUUGGUUCGCCGUUUUACACGACAUGCAUCGUUUUUUCUCUCUGCUGCCUUUGCUUGAACCCACAUACCUACAUUCUUCUCCGUGUGUCUUGUCUUGUCUCGUCUUUUUUGGCCCUCCCAUCCUGCUCUUUUGCCAACCUGCGCCGGCCAAGUCCGUGCCCCCUUGAGUUUAUCGGACUGUUCUCUCCUUUCGUUUCUCCGCAAGUAUCGACCCUGGCUACCAUAGUAUUUGGCAUCUUUCGUCUGGAUAUUCCACAGACUCUCAGAGAUAUUAGAUCCUUUACCCGUUCCGGUCUGCCCACCCCCAUCCACCCCAUCGUGGACUAUCUCCACCAAUCCCACUUGUGA